Molecule: messenger RNA, 2106 nt
Organism: Brenthis ino (lesser marbled fritillary)
Lineage: Eukaryota; Metazoa; Arthropoda; Insecta; Lepidoptera; Nymphalidae
Source: the annotation of a GenBank genome assembly
AUGCCGCCGCGGCCAGCGGCCGGCCGCGCGGCUAUGGCGGCUGAAGAAGAUCGACCGCCGCUCGCUCUGUUUACCGCCGUCUACGACUACACGGCCCAGGGGGAGGACGAGCUGUCCUUGCACCGUGGUGAAAUCGUCGAGGUCCUGUCCAAAGAUGCCAACAUUUCAGGAGAUGAAGGCUGGUGGACAGGCAAAAUCGGUGACCGCGUUGGCAUCUUCCCCGCGGUGUACGUUACCGAGGAUGACCCUCUCGCUGUCACGUCGGUGAUUGGUGAUGUGGACCCACCCCGCGUGUCGUUCUCAGAGCUGAAACUCGAGGAAGUGAUAGGGGUGGGUGGCUUCGGUAAAGUGUAUCGCGGGUACUGGAAUGACGAGGUGGUGGCAGUGAAAGCGGCGCGUCAGGACGCAAACGAAGAUAUUGAAGUGAUUAAAGAUAGUGUGCUGCAAGAAGCGAAACUUUUUUGGAUGUUGCAGCACGAUAAUAUAGUGUCUUUGAAGGGUGUGUGUUUAGAGGAGCCCAAUUUGUGUUUGGUGAUGGAAUAUGCGCGUGGGGGCCCUCUAAAUAGAGUAUUGUCAGGGCGGAAGAUCCGGCCAGGGAUCUUAGUAGACUGGGCUAUACAAGUGGCGCGCGGCAUGGCAUACCUGCAUGUUGAUGCACCUAUUUCUCUUAUCCAUCGAGACUUGAAGAGCUCUAAUGUUUUGCUCAGCGAAACAAUCCUAUCAGAUGAUAAUCUAGAAGAUAAGACCCUCAAAAUAACAGAUUUCGGUCUAGCCCGAGAAGUAUACAAGACCACGAGGAUGUCGGCGGCCGGGACGUACGCCUGGAUGCCACCUGAGGUAAUUAAAAAUUCGACAUUCUCACACGCGUCAGAUGUGUGGUCCUAUGGUGUUCUGCUAUGGGAACUUCUGACCGGCGAGACGCCGUACAAAGGGAUAGACGCGUUGGCCGUAGCGUAUGGUGUCGCUGUGAACAAGCUCACGCUGCCCAUACCCAGCACUUGUCCCGAGUCUUGGAGAGUUCUCAUGGAAGCGUGCUGGCGUUCCAAUCCCCGCGAACGUCCACAUUUCCGCGACAUACUAGAGAAGUUAGAGCGUAUCAGACAAUCUGAGUUCACUCGAGCGCCCCAUGAAUCGUUUCAUACGAUGCAAGACGGGUGGAGGCUCGAAAUUGAAGAGGUUUUACGAGAUCUCAGAAGAAAAGAGAAGGAAUGCAAAACUAUAGAAGAGGAGUUACGAUGCCGCGAAGAAGAAUUAACAAGAGCUCAAUUACAACAGAGAUUAGUGGAAGAGAACCUAGCGCAAAAGGAGAGGGAGUUAGAGAUGAGGGAGAUAGACUUGGCGGCGAGAGAGUUACAUAUAUUGAUCUUUGCGAGCAACAUGUCUCACAGUCAACCGCCACAGCCUAAUAAAAGAAAAGGCAAAUUCAGCAAGAUAAAGUUGCUCAAGAAGGACACGAUCUCCUCCCCGCUGGACUUCCGGCACACGCUGACGGUGCGCACGUCGGAGGACGAGUGCAGCGUGAAGCAGCUGGUGGCCGUCGCCAAAGACACGCCGCCGGGCUCGCCCGCCAUCAUGCGGGCAAUCGCGCUGCCAGCAGACGGUGUGAAAGGCAAGACGUGGGGCCCCUCCACCGGGCACCAGCGCGCGCGCGCGCACCUGCCGCUGCCGGCGCUGCGCCCGCGCGCGCACCGCCCCUCCACCUCCGCGCCGCACCUGCCGCACGCGCGCCCCGCGCACCCAGGGGUGUCACUAAACGCAAGCGACGAACCGAAACGUAAACCGCGCAAAUCGAAAUCCCAAGUCCGAACGCCGAAAUCCGAAAUCGCGAAAAAGCGAAGUGGCAGCCAUGACGACCUCCUCGACGCGACCGAGCCCCGGCGCAACCGAUUCCUGCUCUGCCCCAUGUUCAGUUCGGAUAACCCCCAACACCCUCAAGACCCCCAGAAACAGACCCACCACUACGAUACGGUGUUCGAUUCACCCCCCGGAUCUAAAACGGAUGUUAAGAGGAAUUUUCUCAAAAGUAUCCGAUCGAACAGUCUUGCGGGCUUGUUGGCUGUCGCUGGUGGUCUCUCGUCAGACACAACGCAGUUGCUCAGGGAUGAC